Messenger RNA from Panicum virgatum (switchgrass), 2403 nucleotides. RefSeq lists its product as uncharacterized. The record is from RefSeq and is a predicted model, not a curated record. The transcript is spliced from 6 exons. The coding region runs from base 165 to 2159 and encodes 664 amino acids. Gene Ontology annotation, molecular function: protein heterodimerization activity. NCBI's taxonomy places the organism in Eukaryota, Viridiplantae, Streptophyta, Magnoliopsida, Poales, Poaceae.
AGGUGACCCCACGACUUGCGCCUGCCUUCUCCGGCUGCCCGGCGUCCAAGCUCCGAGCACUAGAGUCCGGGCCCCCGAACCCACCGCAGGGGAGUGACGCGGGCUGACGACUGAGAUCCCGGCGUGCGGAACCGGCCCGAGCAGGCGACCAGACCGCCGCGCGGAUGGCGGCGGCCGCGGCGCAGCUGCUGGGCGAGGACGGGCGCGGCUACGAGCUCGCGCGGCGGCUGGAAGCGUGCGGCGCGUGGCGCGCGUGGCUGGGCGACGACGCCGCGCACGCCGCGCUCGCGCAGCACCUCACGUCCCCGGCCACCUGGGACGCCUUCCUCUCCCCCGCCGCCUCCCCGUCGCCGCCCCCGCGCCCGCUCCUCCUCCUCCAGCUCCGCGUCCGCGCGCUCCUCUUCGACAAGGCCUCCGCUGCGCUCCAGCUUGCCCCCCGCGGCGCGGGCUCUGCAGGCCUUCACUCCAUCAACGCCAACUAUCUUGAGCUUCAUGGAGAUGAUAUUUAUUUCUCUUUGGAAGAUGAGCAUGAAGAUAAUGCUCAACAUCAAGUGCAUUCUAGAACCGCAUUUAGUCCAAGCAGGGAUGGUUCAAUGUUGUCUCAAAGGCAUAACCGAUAUGACGAAUUACCUGACUCGUGGUACAAACAAUAUGCUAACAAAUUCAGGACAUGGCACAGUACGCUUCGGGCAGGUGACAAAGAAAUACCAAAGAGAACACCAGAGGGAAUGUCUGACUAUCUUAAGGUUUGCAGUGCACAUAAAAGGAAGAGAGCAGUGUUUAUGGAUGAUCCCAGCAUAUCUGCUCCCAUGGUGGAAAAUGGCCCUUCCCUGCACUCAAAGAAUGCUGGGGAGCACAGCAAUUCAGCUGAAGAAACUUUAAUUCCAGAAAUUAGAUUUCCAUCUGACUGUGUUCCAGAAAGUGCAAUUCCGAAAACAAGUGGGAUAUCUAUGACCAAAAUAGAUGUUCAUGGGGUUCUUGAUAACUUACCAGCACCAGUUAGCCGCAACACUGCAAUGCUUGAAAGGUUUGGAAUGGUACCUGAAUAUUACAAGACAGGAAACAAAUAUAGAGGAAAAGAUGGAUCUAGAGUAGAAGGGAAAUCUUUAAGUCAAGAGCAAGCCUUGCUCAUGACAAGGAAAUUGGUUGCUCGUUACUUAGCAAAUUCAGGCUUUCAUAGUGGAACUGCGGUCUCUAUUGAUGUUCUUUCAGAGAUAAUUAUUAAGCACAUAUGUAAAUUGGGACGCAACUUGAAGCUUCUAACUGAUAGCUACAGGAAGCAAUUUUCAUCGGUUGAACUCCUUAAGAUGUUCCUACAGACUGUUGGCUACAGUAACAUUGGGCCCUUGAUGGAGAUCACAAAGAUGGGAAAUAGAGUGGCCAACUACCCCGUUCAUCAAGAUGCACAAGUUCUUCAGUCACAACAUCCAAACUCCCUUCUUCAUGCACAGCAGCUUACAAGGCAGUUUCCUCUGCAACUGCUUCAGAAUUUGACACCACAGCAACAGCAACAGCUUCAGAAUUUGACACCACAGCAGCAGCAGCUUCUGCAGCAGCAUCAUUGGCUGAGGCGGAGCCAAUUGAGCAGCCCCCGUGGUCCUCUUACGAUGGCAGACAAGAACCAGCCUAUGGUGAAUGUGAAGAUCGAGAACACUACGGAUUCUCAAAUAGAUGGCCCAUAUGGAUCUUUCAGUAGACAACAGCAAUUAAACCUAAGGCAGCAGCAGUUGUUGCAUCAUCAGCAACAGCAACUUCAGCAGCAACACAUCCAGCAGCAGCAGCAGCAGCAGCAGCAGCACCUUAAUCAGCAGCAGCAGCAAUUACAACAGCAGCAGCAACUACAACAACAGCAGCACCUUAAUCAGCAGCAGCAGCAGCAGCACCUACAACAACAGCAGCAGCAGCUUAACCAGCAGCAGCACCUGCAACAACAACAGCAACUUAGCCAGCAGCAGCAGCAGCACCACCACCAAAUGACCAUGUCAGCAAACCAGAAUGCACAGCUAGCACAGCAAUUCAAGCAAGUGCCAGCAAUGAGUGCAUACGGCAUGCGGAUGCCGAUGCAGCCUAUGAAAGUAGAAGCCUUCCAUGAACUGGUGAGCGGAGACUCCUCGCUGAAGCAGGACAACGACCCUAACAAACUUACUUCUCCGAAGUAGUAGACGCUCUUGCCUGUUGUGUCUACCUGCGGUGUACAAAGGAUAGCGCUUAUUGCUGUUUCCCAUUUUCCUCGCAAAAACCUCAUGAUUCGCGAGCUUGAUUGCAUGCAGCAAAAAAAGAAAAAAAAAAGAAAAAAAAGAGACAAGACGUGUACUGUAGAUGUAAGGUAUCUGGCUAGUUCCUUUACUGAACGUUCUUAUACAGCUCAAUGCCAAAAGAUUAUACUAGUUUCGCAUCAUCGUA